AUGCUGGCCACUUCGAGCCGAACUCGGGUCGCAGACGUCAUCGCUACGGCUAAAAUGGCACAAUCUGUGACCCUGCAGCGCACGCUUGCCACCGCCGCCAGGAGCGCGAAUAAGCCACCUACAGGUGUGCUGCUCAUGAACAUGGGUGGCCCCUCCACAUCGACGCACGAGGAGGUUGGCGACUUUCUCUCACGUCUCUUCCACGACCGCGAGCUCAUCCAGCUCCCCUUCCAGUCUCGCCUUGCCCCCCUCAUCGCUCGUAGGAGGACCCCCAAGAUUGUCGACCAGUACGAGAAGAUUGGUGGCGGAUCGCCCAUCUUGCGCUGGACCAGGACACAGGGCAAGGCCAUGACCGAAUUGCUGGACGAACUUCAUCCAGAGACUGCGCCACACAAGGUGUAUGUCGCCUUCCGAUACGCCCGACCUCUGACAGAAGAGGCACUUGACGAGAUGGCCGAGGAUGGCGUCACACGUGCGGUUGGCUUCACGCAGUAUCCUCAAUACAGCUGCAGCACCACCGGUAGCAACCUCAACGAGCUGUACCGAGAAAUUCAGAGGCGCAAGGAACGGGGCGCACCUGAGGCCAACAUCUCUUGGUCACUCAUCGACCGAUGGCCCACUCACCCUUUGCUCGUCGAGGCUUUCACCAACCGCAUCCAAGCUGUGCUCGACACGUACCCGGAGGAGAAACGCAACCAGGUGCCCAUCAUGUUCAGCGCCCACUCGCUUCCCAUGCAGAUCGUUUCGGGGCGAGGCGACCCGUACCCCGCAGAGGUAGCUGCCACCGUUGCUGCCGUCAUGACACGGUUGAAGUGGAGCAACCCUUACCGAGUCACGUGGCAGUCGCAGGUGGGACCCGCCGCCUGGCUUGGUCCGCAGACGAGCGACACGAUCAAAGGUUGGGCCAAGCAGGGCCACAAGGACGCCAUUGUGGUACCUAUCGCUUUCACCAGCGAUCAUAUCGAAACCCUCUACGAGAUCGACAUUGAGCUGCAGGAGGAGGCUGAGGAACACGGCAUUACCCUCAAGCGUGCCGAAUCGCUCAACGACGAGCCCACCUUCAUUCGAGCCAUGGCCGAGAUCUGCGCUUCGCACCUCUCGGCUGUCGAGGGCACGCCCAGCAGAAUUCCAGAAGAAAAGCGUGGAGAGGAUGUUUGGAGUCAAGGUUACACGAGCAAGCAGAUGCUGCUCCGAUGCCCCGGCUGCGUAAACUCGAUCUGCGGUGAGCAAAAGGCUUUCUUCGGCCGUACCUAG
Molecule: messenger RNA, 1254 nt
Organism: Mycosarcoma maydis (corn smut)
Lineage: Eukaryota; Fungi; Basidiomycota; Ustilaginomycetes; Ustilaginales
Product: ferrochelatase HEM15
Exons: 1
Coding region: 1-1254 (417 amino acids)
Biological process (GO): heme biosynthetic process
Molecular function (GO): protoporphyrin ferrochelatase activity
Source: RefSeq, a predicted model, not a curated record